Molecule: messenger RNA, 687 nt
Organism: Lactuca virosa
Lineage: Eukaryota; Viridiplantae; Streptophyta; Magnoliopsida; Asterales; Asteraceae
Source: the annotation of a GenBank genome assembly
AUGGAAUCAGAUUCGGUUUCUGAUCAUGAUGAGGACUCCAAACAAAGAGGUCCGAUGAUCAAAUCAAAAGCGAAUAAAGCGAAACUAGUAAUAACUUACAAUAAAAAGGGUGUCCCAGUUGGAAAUGAAGCCACAAAACUAUCUACUUUUGAGGGUUUGGUUACAAGGAUAAUGGUGCCCAUAACUUAUGCCUCUUGGUUAGAAGUUAGUGAUGAGACAAAGGAUGAGUUAUGGCAAUAUGUUUUGAUGCAAGAAACUGGCAAGACGAAAGAGGAGAUUGAUAGGUCAAUGUUGUGGAAAGAAGCGAGAGAAUUGAAAAUAGGAGGAUACGACUCAAAUGUCAAGAUGAUUGUUGAUAGAAUUGAUGAGCUGCAGAAAUCGGGAAGUUUUGGAGAGGUUACAUGUGGAACACAUGAUGUGCUUACAGAGGCCUUGGGUACUGAGGAACAACACUGGCGUGUACGUGGGAUGGGCGCAAGUUGCCAAAUAUGGGGCAAUAUUGAAGAUUUUGAAAACGAACCACUUGAAGAAUCACUUGAUAAUUCGUGUCUUAUUGCGGUUGACAUUGCCUCAAAUGUAGUCGCUAAAGGAACCAUAAUGAAGUAUAGUGCAUCAAAUGAAAACAUUCAAGUUAUGAUGGAAAUCCCUUUACAAGGAGAAGCUUUACCACCUAUUCCACUUGAAUAG